Messenger RNA from Trypanosoma cruzi, 552 nucleotides. RefSeq lists its product as uncharacterized. The coding region runs from base 1 to 552 and encodes 183 amino acids. Gene Ontology annotation, molecular function: phosphatase activity. Lineage: Eukaryota; Euglenozoa; Kinetoplastea; Trypanosomatida; Trypanosomatidae. The transcript has a single exon. The record is from RefSeq and is a predicted model, not a curated record.
AUGAAGAUAGUACCACCAAACUUUGGUUACGUAGAAGAGCGCAUUUUCCGUUGCGGUGCGCCAGAACCAUGCCACUACGCUUUUUUAGCCUCACUAAAGCUUCGUACAUGCGUGUUGUUGACGGAAAGCCAUGAUGAGGCGUUUGUGCGUUGGCUUCGCGAAAAUAACGUCCACACUGUUUGCCCACUUUACGAUGGCUCUAGAAUGAAUGGCCUUGGGGACAAAAUGGGGUGUGUUGGUUACCACACUGGGAGUAUGACCCUUUCUGAACCAGUAGUUGUGGAUAUUCUGCAUGUGCUUGUCGAUCCCAUCAACUACCCUUUAUUACUAACGUGCAGCGUAGGCCGGUAUCGCACAGGCAUCGUGUGUGGAUGUCUUCGUAAGCUGCAGGGUUGGAGUUUGGUGUCCAUCCUGGAGGAAUACCGUAGGUAUGCCCAAGAUAAGGGACGUGCUGAAAACGAAGAGUUUAUUGAGCUUUUUGACAAGGACUUGGUGAAUCUGGAAUUGAAGGAUGGCCGAAGGCCAACUAUUCUGUACCCCUACGAUGUCUAA